Daphnia magna is the source of this 1015-nucleotide messenger RNA. RefSeq lists its product as uncharacterized. Lineage: Eukaryota; Metazoa; Arthropoda; Branchiopoda; Diplostraca; Daphniidae. Bases 476 to 1015 code for a protein of 179 amino acids. The transcript has a single exon. The record is from RefSeq and is a predicted model, not a curated record.
CGUCGGACGAAGAUAAUUUUUCAAAUGCCUAUAAUGGCAUUGAUUUUGCCGAGGAAGAAGAGGUUGAAGAUUUUUUCAGUUGUUUCGGUGACGAGGUGUUCUACCGAAGACACAUUUUCUAUCGAUAGCGAUGCUUUUCCGGAUUCUUCUGACUCUUAAUAUGUUAUUGACUCUGAAUUGAUAGUUGACAGGGACAAUGGUGCACAACCUGAUGAAAGUGAUAACGAUGAGGAACAUAACGGGUCGCAUAAUUUUCGUCACUUGCUUGCUUUAUGGGCAGUAACAUGGGGUGUUCAUCAAAACGCAAUUGAUGCAUUGCUAGCCAUAUACCGUUUAUUUCAAUGGGGGAUUAGAUUUACCAAAAACUUGCCGAACCCUUUUGAAAACGCCUCGCAAUGCCAAUGUAAAAUCACUUUCUCCCGGCAAGUAUUACCACCAUGGAAUUUUAAAAGGUCUGGAAUCAUUUUUAAACGUCAUGCCGGCUCGUAGUGCUCUUGAUCAUGUCGACAUUUUUGUUAAUAUUGAUGAUCUCCCCAUUUCCAAAAGCAGCGGUGGUCAGUUUUGGCCAAUUUUAGGGAUCAUAACCAAUGCUAAAUGUAGAAAAGUAUUUCUUAUUGGACUUUACCAUGGUGAUGCCAAACCUGAUUCCACAGAAGAAUACCUUACAGACUUUAUUUUGGAAGCUAAGGUUUUAAGUGAAAGUGGUUUUAUUUUUCAUGGCCGGCGCUUAUUUUUCAGAAUAUCCGCAUUCAUAUGCGACGCGCCUGCGCGUUCGUUCAUUUUGAAUACUAAAGGCCACACAGGUUAUUUUGGUUGUGGGAGAUGUAUCCAACAAGGGGAGUUUGAAGGUAGGGUAGUUUUCUUGAAAAGAAAUUCGGAUCUAAGAACUGAUUAUUCCUUUAGAAAUUGCGUUUAUCAGGAGCAUAACCAUGGUGAUAGUAUUCUUGAGAACCUAGACUACCUUGAUAUGGCGAGGGAUUUCCCAGGUGAUCCAAUGCAUUUAAUUGAUUUGUAG